Molecule: messenger RNA, 3424 nt
Organism: Seriola dumerili (greater amberjack)
Lineage: Eukaryota; Metazoa; Chordata; Actinopteri; Carangiformes; Carangidae
Gene: klhl12
Product: kelch like family member 12
Exons: 12
Coding region: 438-2234 (598 amino acids)
Molecular function (GO): protein binding
Source: RefSeq, a predicted model, not a curated record
UGCUGCUGCUGUGACCUGCUGCUGUUUAGUUAACGAAAUAUUCUAGCUGGUUAAAACUCGUAUCGGCGAUAAUAUGAAACUAUUUUGAUACUACAGACAUAUGUGUCCUCGAGGUGAGCGCGCACAGAGUGACCUGGCAGAGGUCAUCAUGGAUUAGCUGUAGCCGAGUGGGUUUCUGAGUGACAGCAAGAACUGGGACAAGGGACUGUGGUGCUACUAACGUUAGCUAGCAGCUAAAGCAACUUAGCCUAUACGUUUUGAAUCAGCUUUACUGCAGCGACAGGUAUUAUGCAAAUUUCUGACAAGUCCUUCUGUGUGUGUCGCUUCAUGUCUUGUCUUCCUCUGGCCAUCAGCUCACUUUAUAUGGCUGUGUUUUCUUAGUUGUUGUUGUGUAGCGUUGGCGUUAGCCCUCAGCUGUCGUUGGCUGCGGCUAGCUAAUGUGUAGCUAUAGUUAUUGCCUCCCAGUGGUGGAAAAAGUAUUCAAAUCUUUUAACGAUUCCUUGAGCAGUUUGAGAUCCUUGAGAGAUUCUCAAGGCAGCAUGGCUCCCAAAGACAUCAUGACCAAUUCCCAUGCCAAAUCCAUCCUCAAUGCAAUGAACUCACUUCGCAAGAGCAACACACUCUGUGAUAUCACUCUGAGGGUGGAGAACACAGAUUUUCCAGCUCACCGGAUUGUCUUGGCAGCCUGCAGUGAUUACUUUUGUGCCAUGUUUACCAGCGAGCUUGCAGAAAAGGGGAAAUCUUUCGUCGACAUUCAGGGGCUCAAUGCGUCGACUAUGGAGAUCCUGUUGGACUUUGUCUACACGGAGACAGUGCUAGUGACAGUGGAAAAUGUACAAGAACUGCUCCCAGCAGCAUGCCUGCUGCAGCUUAAAGGGGUGAAAAGAGCAUGUUGUGAUUUUUUGGAGAGUCAGCUUGAUCCCUCCAACUGUCUGGGUAUUCGUGACUUUGCCGAAACUCACAAUUGCCUUGACCUGAUGCAGGCCGCCGAGCUUUUUUCCCAAAAGCAUUUCUCCGAGGUGGUACAGCAUGAGGAGUUCAUGCUGCUCAGCCAGACUGAAGUGGAAAAGCUUAUAAAAUGUGAUGAAAUCCAGGUGGACUCAGAGGAGCCGGUAUUUGAAGCCGUGUUAAACUGGGUCAAACACAACCGAAAAGAGCGAGAGCCCUACCUGCCUGACAUGCUUGAGUUUGUUCGAAUGCCGCUGCUGACCCCACGCUACAUUACAGAUGUCAUUGAUGCCGAGCCGCUCAUUCGGUGUAGCCUGCCAUGUCGAGACCUUGUUGAUGAGGCCAAGAAAUUCCACUUAAGACCGGAGCUGAGGAGUGAAAUGCAGGGCCCACGCACACAAGCCAGAUUAGGUGCCAAAGAAGUCCUGUUGGUUAUAGGUGGAUUUGGCAGCCAACAAUCACCAAUAGACAUAGUUGAGAAAUAUGAUCCAAAAACGCAAGAAUGGAGCUUCCUUCCUAACAUUGCACGGAAAAGGCGUUACGUCGCCACGGUCUCUCUCCACGAUCGAGUUUAUGUGAUCGGAGGCUACGACGGUCGAUCGAGGCUCAGCUCCGUGGAGUGCCUGGACUACACAGCGGACGAGGACGGCGUUUGGUACACCGUCGCCACCAUGAAUGUGCGUCGUGGCCUCGCAGGGGCCACAACACUCGGAGACAUGAUCUAUGUUGCUGGAGGUUUCGAUGGCAGCCGGCGUCACACCAGCAUGGAGCGAUAUGACCCAAACAUUGACCAGUGGAGCAUGCUGGGAGAUAUGCAGACAGCAAGAGAAGGAGCUGGUCUGGUAGUGGCCAGUGGACUUAUAUACUGUCUAGGUGGAUACGAUGGACUAAAUAUCCUGAAUUCAGUGGAGCGGUAUGACCCACACACAGGCCACUGGACAAGUGUUACACCCAUGGCCACCAAACGGUCAGGGGCUGGUGUGGCUUUACUCAAUGACCACAUCUACGUAGUGGGAGGCUUUGAUGGUGUUUCACACCUCGACUCUGUUGAGGUCUACAACAUAAGAACAGACUAUUGGACCACUGUAGCCAGUAUGACAACUCCUCGAUGUUACGUAGGAGCAACGGUUCUCCGAGGACGUCUCUACGCCAUCGCCGGAUAUGAUGGGAACUCACUUCUCAGCAGUAUUGAAUGUUACGACCCGGUUAUCGACUCCUGGGAAGUCGUUACUUCAAUGGCGACGCAGCGCUGCGAUGCGGGCGUCUGCGUUCUACGAGAAAAGUGAUCUUUGUGAAGAGCAAGAGCCACAAGAGGAAAAGCAGGCAGAAGGACAGGCAGCUAGACUUUACAAAGAUGUCAGUACAUCAGAGCCACAAAGGGAGAUGUUUGUUUGCCAGUAUACAAAUCGGUUCUCUCUCGAAAAAAGAAGUGCAGCAGUUUGGGCUGCCACCGCCACUGGAUGGUUAACCCUUCGCCACUUGGACCGUGCAACAGAGAUUCAGCUUCGCCGUGGUCGACUUCACCUCAAAAGAGGCCUCCGAGGAGCCCAUCACCACUUGCAUGACUCUCGUCGGUGGUACAUGUUGCUGUCGUUACCUGUGAGAUUAUUUUUUCAGUUUGUCUUCAAAGUGCAAUAUAUUUCUACUCAUCAUAAGAAAACAUAAAAGGUUGGAGCACAGUUAGACUCCAAGUUGCUGCUAUAUGCCUUAUGACUUUGGCCUAUAUUGAACAGUGAACAUUCAUGUUGCCUCCCAUUUUACUGUGAUGAUGGUUACAGUACAUUGGCUUAUUAUUGAGUUUACUCAUUUGGCAUUUGCAAGGUCAUUAAUGGGUCAAUAAUUCAACUGUUUUUGUAAUUCUUCCUGUAAACAGUGCUUUUAGAUUCUAAUCACUUUAUUACGAAAGGUUUAAUACUUAUUGUUGCUCUCAGAAUAUAUAUUUAGAGAUGAAUAUUGUUUUAGAAAAUGACUGAAUUGUACCUGUCGACUUGAUUAUUUUGUCCCUCUAUUUGGCAAAAUUGAAAAAUCACAAGUAUGAGGUGCAUGUGAUUUGUUUUUGUUUGUUUUUUUCCCUCAGCUUAUAAAUUUGGACAUGUCCAUGUAGGACACAAAGUCUUAACAUCACUGUUGCCUGGGAAGUGAAUAAACACACUGAGAACUGGCACAUUUUAUCUGUGGUACAUCUAAACACCUGUUGAGUGAUGCAGCAAGACAAAAUGCUGUAUACACGCUUCACACGUCGUCAGCUGAGUCAGUGGCAUCUGACGAACCAACCCUCCAUGCGAAGCAGUUUGAUGUCUCACGUUCACCAAACUGUACAGGUUAGAUGCUUCCAUUUUAUCACUGCACAACUUAAUGUUCCCAAUUUAACAUAAGGAAAUGGUAAAAACUGAAUGUCCGCAUGCCACAAAAUGACUGGUUUCACUAUCCAACCUCCCAAUAUGUCUAUUUUAAUAAAGCUAAGCAUUUUGUGAUA